Lates calcarifer (barramundi perch) is the source of this 1263-nucleotide messenger RNA. RefSeq names its product biogenesis of lysosomal organelles complex-1, subunit 3 (gene bloc1s3). The transcript is spliced from 5 exons. The record is from RefSeq and is a predicted model, not a curated record. NCBI's taxonomy places the organism in Eukaryota, Metazoa, Chordata, Actinopteri, Centropomidae. The coding region runs from base 122 to 712 and encodes 196 amino acids. Gene Ontology annotation, cellular component: BLOC-1 complex.
AAACGUCACUUAUGACGUGCGGCUGGAAAACAAGCGACUUCCUUAGUGCUCAUGUGAUUUGUAUUUUUUGAUUUUAGAGUUUCACCCAAGAAGGUUUGGCACUUUCUGGAUUCAUUUGAUAAUGUCCAGCAGGUACCAGAUAGUGGUGCAGGGCGAGGCGUCUGAGACAGACUCUGACGAUGAAGUCUACAUCACCUCCCUGUCCGCUCCACAAACGGCCUCAGUCGGAGCCACGGUUCCUGGGGAGGCGUCGGAAACAGACAGUGAGGGUGAAGAGGCGGAGCAGGCGCACCGAGCCUCCUCAGUGAGCCAGGGGAGCGCCCAGAUACUCAGGAGAGACCUUCCGCCUCUUAUCGUAGUCAGAGACCAUCCUGAUAUACAGUCUAUAGUGGAAGACCGGCCAAGUCCCACACACAGGCCACAUGGUGAAACCCUUCUACAGCAGAAGCUGCAGGAGUCUAACAGCCGGCUAUAUCAUAACGUGGGACAGACACUACGGCACGUUUAUGGAAGUGCAACCAGGGAGGUGCGCGGUGCAACAGCUCAGCUGAAUGCGUCGCAGAGCGCCAUCAUCAACGCUUCGCACAGCAUCAGAUUAAUUCUGGAUGACCUGAAGGCUGUGUCUGAGAAGAUUGACAUUAUCACCAGCUGUCAAAUACUACCUGACAUUAACAUCAGUAAUCCAAAUAAUUAUACUUCUCCUGUACCAUAAAGAAACUAAUCAGUACAUAUAUUUAAAAUAAACUUAUUAUUAUGAUAUUUUAAUAUCAUUAUAGGUGUAUUCUCAGUGAAUGAGACAGAACUCAAGCUAUAAAAAACAGAAUGUUGACUUAAAUAAUUACAAACAACGCCUAUGCAUAUGAACAAAUACUUAUAUUUAACAGUCAUAUACUGUACAUAUACUUUCUGUAUAUGUAGUUAAUGUCUCUUCAUGCCUCUGGAGCUCUGAGGAUAUUUGAUUCAAGGAAAAAAACACAUGUUCUGUCAUUACAUUUUGGUGUACAUUUUAUGUAGGAAUUUACUGAUAAUAUCCAAUUUCUUUUGUGCAGUAUUUUGUAAAUAUGAAUUUAAUUCAGCAUAAUAUCUUAACCCACUGGGAUGAUUUUUACAUGGCAUAUCAUUUUCUAUCUUGCUUUCUAUCUCUCUGUCUUUUUUCCCAUGUGUGUUAAAAUUGUAAAAUGAGAGUAACUCAGUAAUAUAAAUCGACACAUUGCCCUGAUUGUGCAGUUCUUUGAAUAAAAGUAAAGGUUGUAGCAAUGGCAA